AUGUAUUUAUCAAGAUUCCUGUCGAUCCAUGCCCUUUGGGUUACAGUGUCCUCUGUGAUGCAGCCCUACCCUUUGGUGUGGGGACAUUACGACGUGUGUAAGACUCAGAUUUACACAGAAGAAGGGAAAGUUUGGGAUUACAUGGCCUGUCAACCCGAAUCCACAGACAUGACAAAAUAUCUGAAAGUGAAACUGGAUCCUCCGGACAUUACUUGUGGAGAUCCUCCGGAGACCUUCUGUGCAAUGGGUAACCCCUACAUGUGCAAUAAUGAAUGUGAUGCAAGCACCCCAGAGCUGGCACACCCCCCUGAGCUGAUGUUUGAUUUUGAAGGAAGACAUCCCUCCACCUUUUGGCAGUCUGCUACUUGGAAGGAGUAUCCCAAGCCUCUCCAGGUGAACAUUACUCUGUCUUGGAGCAAAACCAUUGAGCUCACAGACAACAUAGUGAUUACCUUUGAAUCAGGUCGUCCAGACCAGAUGAUCCUGGAGAAAUCCCUGGAUUAUGGACGAACAUGGCAGCCCUAUCAGUACUACGCUACAGACUGUUUGGAUGCAUUUCACAUGGAUCCCAAAUCCGUGAAGGAUUUGUCACAGCACACGGUCUUAGAAAUCAUUUGUACAGAAGAGUACUCCACGGGGUAUUCCACAAAUAGCAAAAUAAUCCACUUUGAAAUCAAAGACAGGUUCGCAUUUUUUGCUGGACCUCGGCUACGCAAUAUGGCUUCCCUCUAUGGACAGCUGGAUACAACCAAGAAACUCAGAGAUUUCUUUACAGUCACAGACCUGAGAAUAAGACUGUUGAGACCAGCCGUUGGCGAAAUAUUUGUGGAUGAGCUCCACUUGGCACGCUACUUCUACGCAAUCUCAGACAUAAAGGUGCGCGGAAGGUGCAAGUGUAAUCUCCAUGCCACUGUGUGUGUAUAUGACAACAGCAAACUGACAUGUGAAUGUGAGCACAACACAACAGGCCCAGACUGUGGGAAAUGCAAGAAGAAUUAUCAGGGCCGGCCUUGGAGUCCAGGCUCAUAUCUCCCCAUCCCCAAAGGCACUGCAAAUACCUGUAUCCCCAGUAUUUCCAGUAUUGGUAACUGUGAAUGCUUCGGCCACUCCAAUCGAUGCAGUUAUAUCGAUCUGCUAAAUACAGUCAUUUGCGUGAGCUGUAAACACAACACUAGAGGGCAGCACUGUGAGUUAUGCAGGCUGGGCUACUUCAGAAAUGCUUCUGCACAGCUGGACGAUGAGAAUGUGUGCAUAGAGUGUUAUUGUAACCCUUUGGGCUCAAUCCAUGACCGUUGUAAUGGCUCAGGAUUUUGUGAGUGUAAGACUGGAACAACAGGGCCUAAGUGUGAUGAGUGUCUGCCAGGAAAUUCCUGGCACUACGGCUGUCAACCGAAUGUCUGCGACAACGAGCUCCUGCACUGCCAGAACGGAGGGACGUGCCACAACAAUGUGCGCUGCCUGUGCCCAGCCGCUUACACAGGCAUUCUCUGCGAGAAGCUGCGGUGCGAGGAGUCCGGCAGCUGCGGGCCCGACUCGGGCGAGGGGUCGCCCGGGCACUGCAGUCCUUGGCUGCUGCUGCUGGCGCUGCUGGGCGCGCUGCUGGGGUCCGCCAGCCCUUAGGGUCCUAG
Messenger RNA from Ochotona curzoniae (black-lipped pika), 1628 nucleotides. It is a transcript of the gene NTNG1, whose product is annotated as netrin G1. The transcript has 7 exons. NCBI's taxonomy places the organism in Eukaryota, Metazoa, Chordata, Mammalia, Lagomorpha, Ochotonidae. The record is from RefSeq and is a predicted model, not a curated record. Gene Ontology annotation, molecular function: cell-cell adhesion mediator activity. Bases 1 to 1620 code for a protein of 539 amino acids.